Messenger RNA from Kickxella alabastrina, 2265 nucleotides. RefSeq lists its product as uncharacterized. Gene Ontology annotation, cellular component: mitochondrion; cytosol. The transcript has 4 exons. The record is from RefSeq and is a predicted model, not a curated record. Bases 278 to 2149 code for a protein of 623 amino acids. Gene Ontology annotation, biological process: negative regulation of cyclin-dependent protein serine/threonine kinase activity; tRNA modification. Gene Ontology annotation, molecular function: tRNA-2-methylthio-N(6)-dimethylallyladenosine(37) synthase activity; 4 iron, 4 sulfur cluster binding. NCBI's taxonomy places the organism in Eukaryota, Fungi, Kickxellomycota, Kickxellomycetes, Kickxellales, Kickxellaceae.
CGCGUUCGCGCCUAACAUGUGUUUUCGACUCGACACAAUACAUUAUUCGAAUCGAUACUUGGCCCGAGCCGCUGCCAGAGAUCAGAGGUGAAUAAAAAAUCAACAAAGAUUAAAUAAAAAGUUCGAGCGGUAAGCAAGAUCGAUCAACUGCCGCAUAAUAAAAUUGGACCCAUCUCAUCUCGUCCUUUAUCUUUUUCCAACUAUUUUCCAACUAUUUUUCAAUAUCUUUAACAGCCCACUCACCGAUCCACCCAAAUAAACACAUCAGUGCACUCGUAUGGCUUACUGGUCGGCAUCUGUAAUCAAUUUUGCUGGCAGCAGCAGAGGCAUCAAUGGGCUGCGCACUCGAGCGAUCUGCCGCGCCUGGGCAUCAUCAACCACCGGCGCACAUGAUCCGAUCAGCAUCAGCAAGACAAAAUCAGGACGCAAGCACUUGGUGUUUAAUAACCGUACUGGGCCAUCGCUGCAGCACUUUUUGGCGCAGCCUCUGGGCGCAAACGCCGUCGAGCCUGAGGACAUUCCAUACAUGGCUGUAUCUGACUGGGGUGAGGGCCGCAAGUACUAUGUUGAGGUGUAUGGCUGCCAGAUGAACGUCAAUGACACGGAGAUCCUGAUGUCUGUGCUGAACAAGGCCGGGUACCAGCGCACAAUGGAGCUCGAAGAUUCUGAUGUGAUUUUCCUAAUGACAUGCGCGAUCCGCGAAAAGGCUGAGGACCGCAUCUGGAACCGACUGGCGCACCUAAAGUCGCUGAAGACUAAGGCACGGCCAGACCGGCCUCCGAUGGUCGGCGUACUUGGAUGCAUGGCAGAGCGGCUGAAGGAGAAGCUCCUCGAGUCAGACCGCCUGGUUGACGUGGUCUGCGGUCCCGACGCAUACCGGUCGCUGCCACGGCUGCUGUCGCUGCGGGCAAUUGGCAACGUCAUGCUGUCUGCCGAUGAGACAUAUGCGGAUAUCACGCCGGUGCGGCUCGACGAGAACAAGAUCAGCGUCCAUUUGAGCGUCAUGCGCGGCUGCAACAAUAUGUGCAGCUUCUGCAUUGUGCCAUUCACACGCGGGACAGAGCGCAGCCGCAACAUCGACUCGAUCGUCGACGAGGUGCGGCGCCUCAGCAAGCAGGGCAUCCGCGAGGUCACGCUGCUAGGCCAGAACGUCAACUCGUACCGCGACACCAGCGACAGCGCCGUCUUUGCCGUGCCAGAUUCUGAGUCCAGCUCUGGGUCUGGCUCCAGCCUGAGCCGAGGCUUUAACACCAUCUACAAACGCAAGGACGGCGGGCGUCGCUUUGCUGAGCUGCUGCACCGCGUUGCACAGGUCGAUCCCGAGAUGCGCGUGCGGUUCACGUCGCCGCACCCGAAGGACUUCCCCGACGAGCUUAUUCAGGUUAUCCGUGACUGCCCCAACGUCUGCCGCAACAUCCACCUGCCACUGCAGUCGGGCAGCACGUCGUGCCUGCAGCGCAUGCGCCGCGGUUACUCGCGCGAGGCGUUUCUCGCGCUGGCGCACCACAUCCGCAGCGUCAUACCCGAUGUGACGUUCAGCACCGACGUCAUUGCCGGGUUCUGCGGCGAAACCGAGGCCGAGCACCGCGACACGGUUGAGUUGAUGCAGGCCGUGGGCUUCGACACGGCGUUCAUGUUUGCGUACAGCAUGCGCGAGCGCACCCACGCGCACCGCAAGUUCCAAGAUGACGUGGCAGCCGACGUUAAGGGUCGGCGGCUGGAGGAGAUCAUCACUGCGUUCCACGCGACGGCCAAGGCGAAGAACCAGCUGCUGGUCGGCUCGCAGGGCCUGGUGCUGUACGAGGGCUUGACUAAGAAGCAUGGCCGGCCGUUCGGCUCGGACGACUACGGACACAAGGUCUUUUUGACCACGCCGCCGACAAUGAGCCUUCGCCCUGGCGACUACGUGCGCGUGCGCAUCGAUGCCGCCACGUCAGCGUCGCUGUCUGCGACCGCGAUUGAGCCGACAACGCUGGUUCGCUACUACAGUGAGUACCCACAGAUCAACGCCGGCCAGCAGCAGCUGUUGUUCAAUGGCUCAGGCAGCGGGCUGGAGAUUGGCAUUGGCGCCAACUCCGACCUUGCAGCUGCGCACAAUGCGACCACUUCUGUGCCUAAAGCGUUGCAUAUCGAGCGAGCGUCGCUUUAAUUUCUAUUAACGAAAACACGCGCACAGGCAAUUUAUUUUCCAUUAUUUUUUUCCUUCGGUGUUGCAUAUUGCCAAUGCGUCGUCAUUCUCCACACACGGCUCAUUUCAAAACAGCA